AUGUUGGAGAAGCACAUCACCUGGCGGCGAGGCCCAGGGCGCCCGGUGCAGGAGGAGCAUCACGGAGUGCAGGUCAACCUGCGGCACAAGAAGGUGUUCUUGCAAGGUCUGGACAAGACCGGGCGCCCCAUCGUGUUGGGGGUGGGGGCACGACACCGCAAGUUUGAAAGCAAGGAGGAUGCGAUGGCGUUUUGCAUCUAUGCCCUGGAUACCGCCGUGGCCAUAGGGAACUCGCAUGACGACUGGGACGGGAAGUUCACAGGCGUGUUCGACUUGCGGGAUCUGGGCAUGAAGAACGCCGACCUGACGGCGCUGCAGGUCAUGUUCGAGCUCCUUCAGAACCACUAUCCGGAACGCCUCGGCCAGUUGUUCUUGUACGAGGCCCCUAUGGCCUUCUACGCGUUGUGGCGAGCGCUGGGCCCCUUCAUUGACCCCGUCACGAAAACCAAGAUCCAUUUUGUGUUCGCCAAGAAUGCCCAUGUGGAGUUUGAGAAGGUCUUUGACUUGCAGUUGCUACCGAAGGAUCUUGGGGGGGAGGGUGACUGGCAUCCUAUCGAGGAGGCGCACCGCAAGGCAGUGGAGCGGAUGACGAAGCGCGUUGGCGAGCAGCCGGCACCCGGCGGGAGCCCGGCCGGAGGCGACGAAACGGUGGCGCCGGUGCCUUCGCAGGCCAUCUUGGCCUCGACAUAG
Volvox carteri f. nagariensis is the source of this 690-nucleotide messenger RNA. RefSeq lists its product as uncharacterized. The transcript has 7 exons. The coding region runs from base 1 to 690 and encodes 229 amino acids. The record is from RefSeq and is a predicted model, not a curated record. NCBI's taxonomy places the organism in Eukaryota, Viridiplantae, Chlorophyta, Chlorophyceae, Chlamydomonadales, Volvocaceae.